Cyphellophora europaea CBS 101466 is the source of this 1959-nucleotide messenger RNA. RefSeq lists its product as uncharacterized. Gene Ontology annotation, biological process: double-strand break repair via nonhomologous end joining; protection from non-homologous end joining at telomere; interstrand cross-link repair. NCBI's taxonomy places the organism in Eukaryota, Fungi, Ascomycota, Eurotiomycetes, Chaetothyriales, Cyphellophoraceae. The transcript is spliced from 2 exons. Gene Ontology annotation, molecular function: 5'-3' DNA exonuclease activity; damaged DNA binding. The record is from RefSeq and is a predicted model, not a curated record. The coding region runs from base 1 to 1959 and encodes 652 amino acids.
AUGUCAACCUUCGAUGGUUUUGUCAAGGAGUUUCCCGCUAUACGCAUUGACCAUUUCCGCUCAGAUCCCGCCCGCCCGAAGCCUGCCGCCUGCUUUCUUAGCCAUGUUCAUAGCGACCAUCUGCUGGGCCUCGAAUCCCUCAAGAUGCCCUUCGUUUAUUGCUCGGCAACCACGCGGAGACUGCUGCUCCGGAUCGAGAAGUACCCUCAUCGCGUCAAUUUCGCAAAGGGUAUCCUGGAAAGCCGGAAACAGCACUACCGGCAUCUCAAGACCAUCAUGAGAGCCUUGCCCCUACAGGCGGCUACCGAGAUUGAAUUGAGUCCCAAGGCCCGGAUAAGGGUGACUCUUUUUGAUGCCAACCACUGUCCGGGAGCAGUCAUGUUCCUGAUUGAAGGCGAUGGGAAAGCCAUCUUGUAUACUGGUGAUGUCCGUGCGGAGCCAUGGUGGGUUAAUUCUAUCGUGCAAAACCCCAUCUUGCUUCCUUAUGCUUGUGGUAUGAGGCGUUUGGACUGCAUCUACCUUGACACUACUUUUGCUACUCACGACGAUAACUUCAGGCACUUCCCAACGAAAGCGGAAGGCUUGCGAGAACUAAUCACCAAGGUUGCCGAGUGCCCUGAAGACUCAAUCUUCUACUUCCGGGCCUGGACUUUGGGGUAUGAGCAAGUCUGGAUUGCGUUGACCAAUCUAUUGCAAUGCAACGUGCAUGUGGAUGACUAUCAGAUGAGGCUUUUCGGCUCUAUUGUCGAAAACGGAAACGAUGGCUACAGCAUGUUUGAGGGCCCAUCGCUGGUGGGCUUCCAAGUUGGCAAUCGUUCACAGCCCGGAAUCCUUACCUCAAGCAGGGACACCAGAGUUCACAGCUGUGAGCCAGGGCUGCCGUGUCACAACAGCUUGCAAGAACAAAACAUCGUUUGGAUCACACCAAUCAUAUCCAGGAUGCGCGAUGGAACCGAACUUCGAGAAAUCGGCGCUGGUGGAGGUGGAGGUGACCUGUACCAGACUCAGGAACUGGAGCUUACCGACGAGCUUCAAGAAGCAAUUCGCAGAGAGUUGGCGGGCAAUGAAUCAGCGCUGAAGCAGGUCGCAGAGAUAUUUGAGUCGGCCAAGAUUAGUGGCUCUUCGACCAUAUCCCUCGAUGGGCUUGGACUCGAUAACGGCACGGAACUGUCUCUGAAAGACUUUGUUAAGCUUGUGUCACAGCAUGGUGAUUGGCGAGGGAAGAAAAAUGCAGACGACUCGGUCGCCAACAAACGUCAACGUAUCAUACACUUCCCUUACUCACGACACUCUAGCUAUGAGGAGCUUCGUCAUCUGAUCUCUGCACUCCAGCCCAAAGAUCUCUGCCCCUGUACCGUGGACUUGGCUUCUUGGUCCGAAGAAGUCAGUAUGAAAGCCCUGUUUGGUGAUCUCUGCGCGGAGCUACGGUUUGAACACGACGUGCUGGUCAGGACUAAGGCAUUGGCCUUCCAGAAAGAGCAAGAGGCCACAAACCUGAAACGCAAGAGACAGGAGGAGAGCCAGGAAAACGCUACUGAAGAGUCAGACAAUUUCCCGCUUGUGGAUUCGCGUGCGGAAGGCGGGGUCACCGUCAACAUCGAAGGCAUUAAAACGGCAUUCCGGAAGCUCAAUGGUGGAUCUGACCUGAUCGUGAAUGAUGCUCAAACUUUGGAGGGCACCGAAACCAAUGGACAGGUUGAAUCGCAGGCUUCGUUGACAAGCUCUGCGUUUGAAUCACAACAAGCGGACGUCCUGCCACGCGCGGAUCAUGUUCCAGCAGAGCGUAUCUGGGCAGAUGUAUCGAACUCAACACAAUCUGGACUCAGAAAGUCCACGAGACGAGAGGCAUACCGCAUGGCAAGACGAAGUAUGAAAAGUAGUGAUAGUAGCGGUUGGGACGAUAUCAGCUUGCGAAGUGUAGGCAGAUCCGGACAUGUUCAUGAUGAGCCUGAACUAUAG